AUGUUGUUACCCUCCAGUUCUGCCAGUCAAUACGUCGUGGGUUGGUGUACGGUACUGACGGAGGACUGGUGGACCUACGAGGUGUGCUAUGAGAAGGAGGUGCAGCAGUACCAUGCUGAGGACGGCAAGGUCUUGACGGCGUAUCACCUGGGCUACUAUCAACCGGACGAUGAGGCAUCAGUGGAGACGCUGACAUUGCAUGGUAAGGGCACCAAGUUCCUCGCACAGCAGUACGUCAAUGGCUCGGACUGCGAGCUUGCCCCAAAGCAGCGCAGUACAGAGGUUCGAUACACUUGCGGCCAAGAUGACAAGAGCAUCAUCCAGUCUGUACGGGAAGUAGAAAGCUGUUCGUACGUCGUCACCAUUUUGACACCGCUCCUGUGCGCUCAUGACGACUUUGUCAGCGUCGAGCCUCCUCCUCAGGAGAUCCACUGCCGGCAAUUGCCUGACUCUGCUCCAUCCCCAGACGCGCAUGUCGACCUAUGA
Messenger RNA from Auxenochlorella protothecoides, 486 nucleotides. RefSeq names its product Protein OS-9. Bases 1 to 486 code for a protein of 161 amino acids. Lineage: Eukaryota; Viridiplantae; Chlorophyta; Trebouxiophyceae; Chlorellales; Chlorellaceae. Gene Ontology annotation, cellular component: endoplasmic reticulum lumen. Gene Ontology annotation, biological process: endoplasmic reticulum unfolded protein response; retrograde protein transport, ER to cytosol. The transcript has 4 exons. The record is from RefSeq and is a predicted model, not a curated record.